This is a messenger RNA of Xenopus laevis (African clawed frog), 1656 nucleotides long. RefSeq names its product EGF containing fibulin extracellular matrix protein 2 L homeolog (gene efemp2.L). The record is from RefSeq and is a predicted model, not a curated record. NCBI's taxonomy places the organism in Eukaryota, Metazoa, Chordata, Amphibia, Anura, Pipidae. The coding region runs from base 266 to 1600 and encodes 444 amino acids. Gene Ontology annotation, cellular component: basement membrane. Gene Ontology annotation, molecular function: calcium ion binding. The transcript has 11 exons.
AAUUCGAGAGAAGAGUGAGGGUGAGAGAGGGCGAGCAGAGGAUGCGAGAGUAGCGACUGGGAGGGGAGCACAGAAGAGAGAGAGAGAAGAGGAAGGUACCACGCAGGAAGAAAAGGGGGAGUGCGUGAGGGAAAAGUGCAGCGGAGGAGCACGAGAGGGGAGUAAAGAGCACAAAGGCCUAAAGGGAAGAGGCGAAAAGAAAGUUCGGAAAAGCGACACAAAGGGACCAUAAGAGCUUUGUCUUCUGUACUCAGAGGGAAACAUCAUGCUGCUCUUCUCCUCUGUGCUCUUCUCUCUCCUGCUGGUUUCUUCCAGACAGCAAGAAAGCGAGGGGCCCAACAGCUACACGGUAACGGAAUGUACAGAUGGUUAUGAGUGGGACCGUGAAAGACAGCACUGCAGAGACAUCAAUGAGUGUCAAACCAUUCCUGAUGCUUGUAAGGGUGAGCUGAAGUGCAUUAAUCAUUAUGGAGGUUAUCUGUGCCUUCCUCCCUCCGCAUCUGUAAUAAGUGACUCUCAGACUGAACAGGGAACAUCUGAACUUCAACCACCUGUGGAUCAUGAACUUGACCAGCGCCCCAAUACUUGCCCUAGUGGAUACCAGCUUGACCCACAGGGUCAGGGCAGCUGUGUGGAUGUUGAUGAGUGUGAACACCAGCUUCAUGAUUGCCUUCCAAGCCAGGAUUGCAUUAAUAUGCUUGGUAGCUAUCACUGCAAGUGUCCAGAGGGCUACAGGAAGAUUGGGAAUGAGUGUGUAGACAUAGAUGAGUGCCGAUAUCGAUACUGCCAACACCGAUGCGUUAACUACCCAGGUUCUUUUGUUUGUCAGUGCGAGCCUGGAUUUCAGCUGGCAUCAAAUAACCGCUCCUGUGUGGAUGUUAAUGAGUGCUCAAUGGGCACUCCCUGCCAGCAAAGGUGUUAUAACACCUAUGGGACAUUCCUGUGCCGCUGCAAUCAGGGCUACGAACUGAGCCAUGAUGGAUAUACCUGCACUGAUAUUGAUGAGUGCAGUUAUUCCAGUUACCUUUGCCAGCAUCAGUGUGUGAAUGAGCCCGGAAGCUUCUCCUGUAGUUGUCCCGAAGGAUACCAGCUUUUAGGCACCCGACUGUGCCAAGAUAUCAAUGAGUGUGAACUUGGGACCCAUAGCUGCUCAGAACAGCAGACCUGUGUCAACUUUCAUGGGGGUUACCAAUGCGUGGAAAAGAAUCGCUGCCAGGAACCUUUUAUCCAAGUGUCUGAAAACCGCUGUAUGUGUCCUGGGACCAAUCCCCUGUGCCAUGAUGAACCGGGCUCUGUGGUGUAUAGAUACAUGAGCAUCACAUCAGACAGAAGUGUGCCCUCUGAAAUAUUCCAGAUACAGGCAACCAGCGUCUACCCUGGAGCUUAUAACAUAUUCCAAAUCCGCUCAGGAAAUGAGCAAGGAGAGUUCUUCAUCAGGCAAAUCAACAACCUCACAGCUAUGCUUGUCCUGGCCCGCCCUGUCAUUGGCCCCAAAGAGUAUGUACUGGAUCUGGAAAUGCUAACCACCAAUUCUCUGCUGAGUUACCGCUCCAGCUCUGUGCUUAGACUCACCGUGUUUGUGGGAGCUCAUUCCUUCUAGAUCCAUGUGAAUUCACAACAGAAUUACUAUGUAUAAACUGUUCCUUUUUUAUCUAA